Chara braunii is the source of this 3037-nucleotide messenger RNA. NCBI's taxonomy places the organism in Eukaryota, Viridiplantae, Streptophyta, Charophyceae, Charales, Characeae. The record is from the annotation of a GenBank genome assembly.
UGGUAGCUAGGGKUCAGGAGGACUUAUGAGAGAGGGGGGUGAGUCGUUAUCCAUCUUUGGAGGCCGGGCCUCACAGGUUAGACAAGAGAGGAUCUCCAACUAAUCUGAUCGGGCCCGUUCGAUAAGUCAGUCCUCUUCUGUUUUAUUUUUUAUUUUUUUUAUUUAUUCUUUUAUUCUGCUGCGUGCCAUUCUCCAAGUCCAAAUGAAUUGCCGCUCCGGCUAGGAGUUCUACCUUCUACUCUGUGUGUUUUACUGAUUGUUUCUUUCAUCUGAACUAUCUAUGUCCGGUAUUGAGACACGUGCGCAGACAGCGGGAAGAGAGAGAAGGGAGAGAGAAGGUGUUCUGUUUGAGAGUGUGAGGAAGGGCAAGAGGAGUGUUCGUCCAAACGUGAGGAGAGAGCGGACCCCUCUUGAGAGAUCUACUAACACCCCUUCCUCCGGCAUGGCGGACAUCACAUCUGCCCAAUGGCAGGCCAUGCUGGACGCAGCGGACGAGAACGAGAAACCGUUCUUCCAAAAGCUUUAUGACGAUGCCGUGCAGAGGGAGAGAGAGGCAGAGGCAACAGCCAGAGCCACACGCAUUGCUGAUCAGGUGGCCCUCCUGCAGGUCCCGGAAGCUAAUGCUGACCGGUUCCAAGAAAGGAUAGCUGCUGCCGUAGCAGCCUUGGUUCGACUGCAGACCUUGGAAGAUCUCGAGUCCCGUGUGACGGCACUGGAGCAGCGGAACCAAGAGCUGCAGGCUGAGAUACUCAGCCUUAAACAGUCCCAACUGUCUGCCCCUCGUCCUCCUAACCCUCGACCUGCUGCAGUCCCAGCCUCUCAAUCUAACACAGUCCUCAUGGCAAGAGCAAGUGGAACUGUGACGAGCGCAGGGACCGGUGCCAGCUCCUCAAGCGGCAGCGCCGGCAGUUCUGCAGUAGUCAUAGUCCCAAAUGCAGGGACAACAACCCAAAACGCCACAGUCCUUACUGGCGUACAGUACAGCGGUCCCGUAGUGGACAAGCGGGCGGCCACUUUGCCGUCCAAGUACGACGGGAAGGCGGAUAUCACCUCUUGGAUUAGUUCCAUGCGCUCAUACUUCGAGGUUAUGCGGACACCGCAGGAAGACCGAAGCAUGAUCAUGGGCACUAAUACUGAGCCCGCCGUACGGAGUCACAAUGAGCUCCAAGCUGUUGCUACAGGUUAUGAAAGAAUUGACCUGACUGAGUGGCUGAAGCUCAAGCAGCAACGCCGUGUUCAAGGGAGUGUGGAGCUAACCUUCUUCAAACUGCUCAUUAACCGCCGAUACAUCCGCGUGCUGAUUGAUAGUGGAUCAACCACUAACUUCUUUUCUCCUAACGCUAUUCGUAAGGCGGGUCUGGGAAUGAGGCAAGUGGAACUGCAAAACCCUUGUCAGACCCAGGUGGGCAACCAAGAGGUUGUCACCUCCACACAUGCUGUCAAAGGUGUGCGCGUCACCUUUGACAAGGAUCACACUGUCACACAUGAGCUCAACUUUUAUGUCAUGGACAGGUGUCCGUUCGACGCGGUCAUUGGCUUGGGCUGGUUAAAGGCUCAUUGCCUAAGGACCACGUGGGCGGACAAUCAGUUUGUGGUGCGUGAUGCCAAGGGGAACGAGCGUACCAUCCUAUUGGAUGAGACGCGCGAGUUCCCUAUGACUCUUCUAAGUGCAAACAAAUUCUGCAAAUCAGUGCGCAGACGCAAGGAAGUGGAGAAUGUACAUGUAGCUUUUGUAAAACCUCUCCAUGUGCCUUCUACUUUUGCUGCAUUUUCUACCUCAGUAAGUAACUCAACUUCUAUUUCAUCUACUUCUACUGUGAAUAAUCCCUCUACUUCUGGUCCAAGUACUUCAAAUCCGGUUGUAAUUGCUGUAAAUUCUCGAUCUGAUUUUCUUUCGCCUGAUGAGGAUGAUCCUCCACCAGAAGUCCCAACAAACAUUUGCCAGCUAUUAGAUCGAUUCCCUGAAGUUCUAGCCGAACCUCGUGGAGUUCCCGAGCGUCCGAUCAAACAUAAGAUCGAGAUAAUAGAAGGGAGUGUUCCUCCAAAGGGUUGCGUCUCCCAUAUGGGACAAGGCGAGUUGGAGGAGUUGAGGAGGCAGAUUGAUGACAUGAUCAACUGUGGAUGGAUUAGGCCUAGUGAGUCUGAGUUCGGUGCACCUAUCCUGUUUGUGCCAAAGAAAGGAGGCAAACUCCGGAUGUGUAUUGACUAUCGUGGCCUUAAUCGGAUCACCAGAAAGAAUGCUUACCCUGUGCCUCGCAUAGAUGAUCUGCCAGAUGCGGCAAGUGGGUGUAAGGUCUUCUCCAAGAUCGACCUCAAAUCUGGUUACCACCAGAUUGAAGUUGAUCCGAGCGCCCAGCAUAAAACUGCAUUCAAGACACGCGAUGGGCUGUAUGAAUUCAUCGUUAUGCCCUUCGGUCUUACGAAUGCACCGGCCACAUUUCAGUGCCUCAUGGACAAGGUUCUUCGCCAUCAGCUCAACAGGUUUGUUGUUGUUUACCUCGACGACAUCCUGAUUUUCAGCAAGUCCAUGGAAGAGCACGUCAAGCACCUUGAGGAAGUUUUGCAGGUCCUCAAGGAGGCGCAACUGCACCUCAACUUAGAGAAAUAUGAGUUUGGAAGGGACAGCGUCAUCUAUCUUGGGCACCGGUUGUCUGCAAACGGCCUUGAGUCGGAGGCAACCAAGGUUGAGGUCAUCCGAAAGUGGCCUCAACCAGCGAACGUACGCGAACUGCGUUCUUUUCUUGGUCUAGCCUCAUAUUACCGGAAGUUUGUGCCCAAAUUUUCUGUCAUUGCUCACCCACUCUCGAGACUAACAAGCAAGAAUGUUGCCUAUGCGUGGUGUGAGAAAUGUGAGACUGCGUUCCAAGCCUUGAAAGAGGCAUUGGUGAAUCAUCUUGUGCUCCGCAUUGCGGAUCCCAACCUCACAUUCGUAGUCACUACGGACGCGGGCCAGUUUGGGAUUGGUUGUAGUGCUGCAACAAGAUGAUGGUGAUGGCCUGCGUCCGCUGGAAUACUACAACAAACGCAUGCCCAGCCA